AUGCCUGCCAUCCGGGGACAAGACUCCAAGAAGAAGACGCGUAGACACACGCGCGACCUCGACCAGGUCCACGCUGACCUGCGCGACGAGAAGCACCUCGCAGAGUUCAAGAAUGCGAAGCCCAUAGAAGACCUGCCUGGUCUGGGGCAGAACUACUGCAAAGAAUGCGCAAAGUUUUUUGAGAGUGAGGCCAACAUGCUGGCGCACCAGAAGGGCAAGGUGCACAAGCGCAGAGUGAAGGCCUUGAAGGAAGAACCGUACUCGAUCAAGGAAGCAGAGGCAGGCAUGGGGUUCACCACGAACAACGGCAAGCGCACCGCUGCGCCUGCGCCCAUGGAGGUCGACGAUGCUGUUGCGGCCUGA
Molecule: messenger RNA, 363 nt
Organism: Macroventuria anomochaeta
Lineage: Eukaryota; Fungi; Ascomycota; Dothideomycetes; Pleosporales; Didymellaceae
Product: zinc finger-containing protein
Exons: 2
Coding region: 1-363 (120 amino acids)
Molecular function (GO): nucleic acid binding; zinc ion binding
Source: RefSeq, a predicted model, not a curated record